AACUUGUUGUCCAUGCCACUGUUUCCGUCUCUUGAAGAAUUGUACUUGUUGAAUACCAGCUCGAAGCCAUUGCUACAGACAAUAAUGUUGGUGAAUAGUGUGGGACCAUCAACUUCCUCCAACUUUUCUACCCCUCUUUCCAAAUUAAAGUCUCUAAGGCUCUAUAGAAUUGCUGAUCUAGAAUCUCUACCAGCGGAGCGGAUGCGAAACCUCACUUCUCUGGUUUAUCUGACAAUUCAAAUAUGUGACAAGCUUGACUUUCUCACGGAUGACGUGCAAUGGCAUAGUCUCCAAAGCCUUUAUUCUUUACAACUUUUCAAUCUUCCAAAAUUGGUGUCUUUACCAAAGGGGUUUCAAUAUCUUACCUCUCUACAGAAGUUGACUAUUAGUUAUUGUGACCAAUUUGAAUCACCCAGCAGUGAAGAUGAUGAUGACAUGCCAUGGCAAGGCUUUAGGAGCCUCCAGUCUUUAACAAUUGAACAGCUUCCAAAAUUGGUGUCUCUCCCAAAGGGGCUUCAAUAUGUUACCACUCUACGAGAUUUGUAUAUUGAUGAUUGUGACCAAUUUGAAUCACCCAGCAGUGAGGAUGACGAUGACAUGCCAUGGCAAGGCUUUAGGAGCCUCCAGUCUUUAUAUAUUCAUGGGCUUCCAAAAUUGGUGUCUCUCCCAAAGGGGCUUCAAUAUGUUACCACUCUACGAGAUUUGACUAUUGAAUAUUGUCAUAAUUUGACAGCUCUACCGGAGUGGAUAUCCAAUUCAAGUUCACUUUCAAGACUGGAGAUCUACAAUUGUCCCAAAUUGUCAGAAAGAUGCGGAAAUAACAUAGGGAUGGAUUGGCCAAAGAUUGCUCACAUCCCAAAUAUUCAAAUUGAUCGCAAAUGGAUUCAAAUUGAUCACAAAUAUUCUUCUUCAACAGGGUGAUACUUCUCUUGAAAUUAAUCAAUAAGCCUUUGUUAUUUGUUUUAUGAGUAAAAAAUAUUCCUUUGCUUUAUCGGUUUAUCAUAACUAAUUUCCUACAUUUUUAAUGCAGGAUUGCGUGAUAGGGGCAAAUGGUUUGGAAUUUGUAAUUAAUUGGAUGGUAAUGGCAGAUGAACUUGAAAACAUACUAACUAAGAAGUUUUUCAGAAUUUUGUCAAUGAGGGCAGACGCAUUUCAAGUGUUAAGGAGAAAGCCAUUACAGGUAAUGGCAGAUGAACUUGAAAACAUACUAACUAAGAAGUUUUUCAGAAUUUUGUCAAUGAGGGCAGACGCAUUUCAAGUGUUAAGGAGAAAGCCAUUACAGGUAUAUGGUUUUAUCUUACUGCUUUUUGGAGACAUAAUGCUGCUUGGCAAAUUCAAAAAUUUCCAAUCAACGUCAGAAAUCAUCAGUUUCUGAAAAAUUCAUUUAGAGUUAGUCUGCCAUUAGUAAGAUAUUUGCUAUUUAUGGGCAGAAGAAUGUUGUCCUUGAGAUUCAAGCAGUCUCUAAUUUCACUUUUGGUAAAUUGGCAGAUUUUGUUUUAUUAGACAUAUUUUCUGCCCAAACAUUUUAUUGUUCGACAUGCUGGUUCCAUUAAACCAGUUUAUGGUGAAGGCAAUACAGUAUAAUGAUGGGCUAUGAUGUUUUCAUGAGUUCUUGCUGGGCAAUAUUCCUCUGUAUGUAUUUUGUAUCCCACUUCUGGCACUGCAGCAUAAUAGUCUUGAGAACUUUUGUGCUUGCAACAAGACAAGAGUUACUAUUAUCAUGUUUGAUUAUUAUGCUCUUUAAAUAAGUACUUAAUUGAUGCAUUUAUCCUAAUUUUAUGUGUGAAGGAUACAUUUCGCAUGCUUUAUAUUUUCUGUAAUGUAUUUUGUUUCCGUAUACAUGUAGCCAGUCAACAUUAUAUGCAACUUAUUUAUGAUUGAAGUUGCAUACCGUCAAAGUGGUGAUGUGCAUUGCAAUGCUAGCCCUUGGCAAUUAAUCUUUACACUUUGCAUGAUCUCAUGUGAAUUUGUUAGUGGUAUGUUUUUUCUGUUGAAUUCUUUCUUUUUUUUUUUUUUGUAAAUCUAUGAAGCAGUUGUUGGUUAUAAUAUUUGGUGAUCUUAGCUUUGGUUUAAUAUUUUUUUUCAUAAAAUCUAUACAGCAUAUCUUAGCUUUGAUGUGAAAAUGAAUUAUAGUCAUUUGCUUUAGAUUUAAAAUGCUUUCUUGGUGGCAAAUCAUAUAGUAAUAGAUGGUAGGCACAGCGGAGGCUGACUGUUGGAUAUGCAAAAGCCUACUUCUUUUCAGGGGAACAGAGAAAAUUAACUGUGCUUGGACACAUGAAUAUAACAUUUUAAAAAGAUUUAAAACGUGAUUGGACAAUUUUAAGAUUCAACCAUGUAGCACAUGUUUUAGUUACAAUUUUAGAGAACCAAACUGGGUGUCAUAUAUUGUAGAAUACAUGUGCUUUAUUUCUUUAAAUCUAUAUAUCAAACAAACAGAAUUUUUUCAUAGAA
Messenger RNA from Pistacia vera, 2451 nucleotides. Its product is annotated as actin-related protein 2/3 complex subunit 4-like. Lineage: Eukaryota; Viridiplantae; Streptophyta; Magnoliopsida; Sapindales; Anacardiaceae. The record is from RefSeq and is a predicted model, not a curated record. Gene Ontology annotation, molecular function: actin filament binding. Gene Ontology annotation, biological process: Arp2/3 complex-mediated actin nucleation; actin filament polymerization; defense response to fungus. The coding region runs from base 1025 to 1375 and encodes 116 amino acids. Gene Ontology annotation, cellular component: actin cytoskeleton; Arp2/3 protein complex. The transcript has 3 exons.